AUGCAUCAAUAUCUUGGCGGUACUGCGGUACUAAGGAAUAUAAAUAAUUUAGCGAAUCAAAAAGGAGUGAUCAUGAACACUCUCUUCACAACAGCUAGUUCUUUGAGGACUUUGUGUAACGGCAUUGGAGCAGAUGAGAGAAUAUUUAGUAAUGAAUCGGGACGUCAAGAUUAUGGGAGAGCUGGUCUAGGGCUGAGUCGUUCCUGCGCUGAACAAGUAGUACAGAGUAGCAGCAACUAG
This is a messenger RNA of Sclerotinia sclerotiorum 1980 UF-70, 240 nucleotides long. RefSeq lists its product with no specific name. The record is from RefSeq and is a predicted model, not a curated record. Lineage: Eukaryota; Fungi; Ascomycota; Leotiomycetes; Helotiales; Sclerotiniaceae. The transcript has a single exon. The coding region runs from base 1 to 240 and encodes 79 amino acids.